Eruca vesicaria subsp. sativa (arugula) is the source of this 2049-nucleotide messenger RNA. The record is from the annotation of a GenBank genome assembly. Lineage: Eukaryota; Viridiplantae; Streptophyta; Magnoliopsida; Brassicales; Brassicaceae.
AUGGCUACAACGACGACGACGAGUGGUGUCUAUAUCCAAGUCAUCGAGGACGUUGUCAGCAAAGUCCGUGAAGAGUUCAUUAACAACGGAGGUCCUGGCGAGAGUGUUCUCUCUGAGCUUCAAGGAAUUUGGGAGACGAAGAUGAUGCAAGCGGGAGUCUUGUCUGGACCAAUUGAUAGGUCAUCUGCUCAGAGGUCAACACCUGGAGGUCCAUUGACUCAUGAUUUGAAUGUUCCUUAUGAAGGUACUGAGGAGUAUGAGACUCCUACUGCUGAAAUGCUCUUUCCUCCGACACCGAUGCAGACUCCUCUUCCAACUCCACUUCCGGGGACUGCUGAUAAUUCAUCAAUGUAUAACAUCCCUACUGGCUCAAGUGAUUAUCCAACUCCGGGGACUGAGAAUGGGAGCCAUGGUGAUGUCAAAGCUAGACCUAGUCCUUAUAUGCAACCUCCUUCUCCAUGGACAAAUCCAAGGCCUGAUGUCAAUGUUGCUUAUGUGGAUGGCCGUGAUGAACCUGAGAGAGGGAACUCUAGUCAGCAGUUUACGCAGGACCUAUUUGUGCCACCUUCCGGGAAAAGAAAGCGUGAUGAUUCUUCUGCACAAUAUCAAAAUGGUCGGUCUAUACCACAACAGGAUGGUGCAAGCGAUGAUAUGCCUCAGGUAAACAUUGAGGGUGAUACAUUCUGCAUAACCUUUGUUGGUGAAAGAAAGGUUCCACGAGAUUUUCUCUGCUCAUCUUCAAAGAUUCCUCAAGUUGAUGGGCCAAUGCCUGACCCUUACGAUGAAAUGUUGUCGACACCAAAUAUAUACAGCUAUCAAGGACCCAAUGAAGACUUAAACGAAGGCAGAACUCCUGCUCCAAACGAGAUCCAAGUGACCACUCCUGCUGCUGUACAAAACGAUAUCAUUGAAGAUGAUGAAGAGCUGUUGAAUGAAGAUGAUGAUGACGACGAGUUAGAUGACUUAGAAAGUGGUGAGGAUAUGAACACGCAACAUCUUGUUUUGGCUCAAUUUGACAAGGUGACUCGGACAAAGAGCAGGUGGAAGUGUAAUCUGAAAGACGGGAUCAUGCAUAUAAACGAUAAGGACAUUCUGUUCAACAAAACCAGUCUCUAUGAGAAAGACAGUGAUUAUUUAUGGGGAAGUGCACCUGAUUUGCUUUUGUUUUUGGUGGAGGAUGGAGAAAAAGCUUUGAGAAGCUUUCUACAGACCUGCUCAUAUAAAGCAUGCUCUGUUCUUAUUCAAGCAACGGAGAUGCCUAAUCUUGAGAUAAACCUCUGGGACUUCAACAGAAAACAAGACGAGUGUUUUAUGGGCUUGACGCUGGCUGUAAAACCAAGUGUUCCUAAACUGGAAAUGGUCUGCAAUGCAUCUCAGGACAUGACUGAGAAUUUUCUCUUUUGCCCCAUGGUUAACAAUGAUCGUGAACCAUCAGUUUUCUGGUCUCUGCUCUCUGGUUUUUGUACACCUGUUGAAUCAUCAUGUCCUCUAUCUCUGUACUUCAGUGCAAUGCAGCAACACACAAGCGUGGGACCUCCACCACAGUCAACAACAGGGUUCACCAUGGGAUCAUCGAUGCAACCUAACAUGUUGGACCGCCCAUGGAUGGCUGUGUCUGCGCCCUUUCAACAGGGUCACAAACAUGAUCCUAAUAAUGAGAUUUUCUCGAUGGUGUUAGAAGACAAGCGGAACGCAACUGCAAGACCCAACAAUCCAAAAAAUUCUCAUAGAUCCUGUAGUGAGAAGGUACUUCUGAUAUGUGAUUUUGACUUACCAGAAAUCUCUUACGGAGGACCACAAGCCAGAUACGUUGAAGAGGCUGAAUAAGGCUGUGAAAUUCAAGAAAGAGUUAGAGCAGAAAGAGUAUUCUGAUCUCAGUAUUAGUGAUGCAGAGCCUUAGAAAGGUAUUGAACUCUUCAAGGAGAAGAAGUAUCAUGAUGCUGGGAGACAUUACCCUGAAGCGAUCAAAAGGAACCCAGAAGACUUGAGAGCAAAGUCAUUUCUAAUCAUCUUAUGUGCUUCAGUAUUGUGAUGCAUACAAAACCUUCC